AGUAACAGCCAGUACCAUCUCCGGCAGAGGCUGAAUGGCUGGUCUAGAGCAAGGAGAGAGAGCCAGCAGGCUCAGACUUGCACUCUCCAAGGCGCCCACCAAACUCCCAAAAGAAUGGCAGCCUGGGCAUCGGAGCCCCCUUCUGGGCAGCCUAUGAGGUGAGGGACCAGAAGAACGAGGGUCAGGUAAUGGGAACUGUGGCACUGAAGGAUCCCAUCGCCUCUCUGCAUACUGGCACAGGUGAAGCCUGAGCAUUCCAAUGGCCAACACCACAGGGCUGAUCGCCGCAGAAGUUGCAGGCUCGGUGGGCUUGAUCCUGGCAGUUCUCGUGGAGGUGGGGGCCCUAUUGGGUAACGGGGCACUGCUGGUUGUGGUGCUACGCACACCUGGCCUGCAAGACACGCUCUAUCUGGUGCACCUAUGCGUUGUGGACCUUCUGGCAGCCGCUUCCAUCAUGCCGUUGAGCUUGCUAGCCGCACCCCCUCCUGGGUUGGGCCGCGUGCGCCUGGGACCCGGGCCGUGCAGAGCUGCACGCUUCCUCUCCGCGGCGCUGCUGCCCGCAUGUACGCUUGGCGUGGCCGCGCUAGGCCUGGCGCGCUAUCGCCUCAUUGCAUACCCGCUGCGUCCUGGCGGGCGGCCGGCGCCCGGGCUCGUGCUCACUGCAGUGUGGGCCGCUGCUGGGCUUCUGGGUGCGUUGUCCUUGCUUGGGCCGCCACCUGCGCCGCCACCAGCCCCGGCGCGCUGCUCGGUCCUGGUUGGAGGCCUCAAACCCUUCAGGCCACUCUGGGCGCUGCUGGCCUUCGCGCUGCCUGCGCUCCUGCUGCUUGGCGCCUAUGGCAGCAUCUUCCUCGUGGCGCGUCGCGCCGCCCUGCGUCCCCCGCUGCCCAUGCGCGGUACCCGGCUGCGAUCGGACUCUCUGGACAGCCGCCUCUCCUUCUUGCCUACCCUCCGGCCUCGCCUGCCCGGAGGAAAAGCAGCCCUGGCCCCAGGUCUGGCAGUAGGCCAAUUUGCAGCCUGCUGGCUGCCUUAUGGCUGUGCGUGCUUGGCGCCAGCAGCGCAGGCAGCAGAGGCCGAGGCGGCUGUCACCUGGGUGGCCUACUCGGCCUUCGCUGCUCACCCCUUCCUGUAUGGCUUGCUGCAGCGCCCUGUACGUUUGGCGUUGGGCCGCCUCACCCGCCGUGCUCUGCCUCGGGUCCCAAAAGCCUGGCACCCUCGAGCACUCCUGCAGCGCCUCAAGGGACCCCCAGAAGGCCCUGCCCUGGGCCCUUCUGAGGCACGCCAGCAGGCCGGCGGAUUUGCGGGAGGACCCAGCCUGAGCCUGCCAGAAACCACUUAAGAGCUCCUUCUCCUGACUGAGGAAAGAGGGCGCUAUCAAAGAAGACCCAUCCAGCCUCCUGCACAGGCGGCAGCAGGUGCCCAGCCUGGACUUUUGGCACUGAAAUGGGAGACAGUUUGUCUGCAGUCUGGCAAGGUCCAGAGACUUCUCCAGAAUUUUUGGUUCUGAGCCACAUGGCACAGCCCUGUGCACAACCUACUCUCCUGAGACCUCAGUUUCCCCUUCUGUACCCUGAAUCAUCUCUGAGAGUCCCUCUGGCACAGGUUGUUUAACUCAUGGAUGGCCCGCAAGUCCCCAAGGAUGGGCCAAGCCACAGUAGAAGGCACCAGGAGGUGGACCCUCAGAAGGACUUCCCCAACAUCUGAACCAGGGAGACAAAGCUGGACAAAGCUACUGAACUCUUCUAUCUACUUCUGUGUCCAGAAGACAACUAGAUCUCUCUAAUGCUAGAAGCAGGAGGCUGGACAACCCCCAAAGGCCCUGAAACCUGAAAAGUGGUGUGUGGAGGGGGCUGGAGCCCAAGUCAAAGAUGAAAGUCCUCUGGGGCUUCUGCUGCACCCACUUUCUGCACAUUUUACCACCCCAACACCAGUAUUUCACACCUUUCUGGUCGCUGAGAAUAUUUAUUCAAAAACAGGGAUUGAAAAAACUGUA
Messenger RNA from Cavia porcellus (domestic guinea pig), 1990 nucleotides. RefSeq names its product G protein-coupled receptor 62 (gene Gpr62). The coding region runs from base 260 to 1336 and encodes 358 amino acids. Gene Ontology annotation, molecular function: G protein-coupled receptor activity. The record is from RefSeq and is a predicted model, not a curated record. Gene Ontology annotation, cellular component: signaling receptor complex; plasma membrane; endosome. Gene Ontology annotation, biological process: G protein-coupled receptor signaling pathway. The transcript has a single exon. Lineage: Eukaryota; Metazoa; Chordata; Mammalia; Rodentia; Caviidae.